Molecule: messenger RNA, 2778 nt
Organism: Argiope bruennichi
Lineage: Eukaryota; Metazoa; Arthropoda; Arachnida; Araneae; Araneidae
Exons: 3
Coding region: 1-2778 (925 amino acids)
Molecular function (GO): nucleic acid binding
Source: RefSeq, a predicted model, not a curated record
AUGUUAACAAGGUUUCGACUGUAUAGGUUUGGCAUUUCGGCUGAUAUACGGAAGGCCUUCUUACAAAUAAGUCUAUAUAAGGAGGAUCGAAAUUUCCUGCGAUUUUUGUGGCACAGUGAAGAAGGAGAACUCAUACAUUACCGACAUUGCCGAGUGGUGUUUGGUGUUUCCAGCAGCCUUUUCUUGCUUGGGUCAACAAUCCAAUACCACUUGGAGAGAAAGUUGGAAGAAGCGCAGCAAGGCCGUGGAAGAUACCCUGAGUGCAUUAUUCAAAAGUUGAUGAACAGCUUUUACGUGGACAAUUGUUUAGCAAGCGUCAAAACCCAGUCGGAGCUAGAACGAUUUAUUGAUGUAGCCACGGAGAUCAUGGUUGAAAGAAAAUUCGACUUACGAGGGUGGGAGCACUCUAGCCCAUCUGAUCCAAUAACAAGUCCUACAAUCAUCCUGGGAACGAUUUGGGACAGACAUUGUGAUACUCUUUCAAUAAAUAUUCCGGAUUUGAGAGAACUAAUGGAAGAGGUUAUCACGAAAAGAAAUAUUCUUGCUGCUUCCCACAAAGUGUUUGAUCCCUUGGGGAUUACUAGUCCAGUGUUGCUACUACCAAAACUCUGGCUACAAAAUUUGUGGAAAUCUAAAAUCGGUUGGGAUGAAGAAGUAGAUCUAAAAACACGUCAAGAUUUUCUGAAGUGGCUAAUGGAGCUGGAAUAUUUGAAGCAUGUUAGAGUACCAAGAUGGUUACACUGUGAUAGCGGAUUUGAGAAUAUUUCAUUGCAUUUUUUUUGCGACGCGAGCAAACUAGCCUAUUCUGCGGUUGUUUUCCUACGAGUUGAUAGUGGAAACUCUGUACACAUACAACUGGUGCAGAGUAAAACUAGAAUUGCACCUUGUGGAAAAAAGGAAACAACUAUUUCAAGGCUGGAACUUCUUGGUGCUGCUAUAUCUGCUCGUCUUUCUUCCACUUUGAAGAGAGAAGAACCGUGGGGUGUAUUUGUUUACAACCGUGUUCAAGAAAUUCGAAAGCUGACACCAGUCAAAGCCUGGAGACACGUUCCUGGAUCACUGAAUCCAGCGGACUGUCCGAGUAGAGGGUGUUCAGCGAAGCAGCUUUGCAGUUCGAAAUGGUGGGAAGGUCCCAGUUGGUUGUACCUUUCGUCUCAUGAAUGGCCUGUUAGUGAUGUUGUAGUAGAUGUCAAUGAGGAAGAAGUCAAUAAAGAGAGAAGAGCUAUCGUGACCUCUCUGGUGAAUAUUCAAACAACCGAUAUAAAGAAUGAAUAUUUUUCCACCUAUAGUAGAAACAUCAUAGUGGCAUGGAUUCUACGUUUUAUUCAUAACGUUUCAAAUGCAACUAAGCUAAAAGGAAACUUAGUCUAUGAAGAAUUCAGACAAGCAGAGAUUUUGUGUUUCAAGUCCAUGCAGUCAAAUGCCUUUCAAGAUGAGAAACUUCUUGCUAAAAUGCAAGCAUUUAAAGAUGAAGAUGGGCUUCUGAGAAUAAGAACCAAAUUAGCAGACAGUUAUGAGAAGGAAGAUUUCAAGUUUCCAAUUCUCUUACCUGCCAAUGAUGUUGUAAUAAAAUUAAUUCGAGAGGAGCAUAUAAAAGCUAUGCAUGCAGGCUCUUCAAUAUUACUCGCCCGACUUAGAGAGAAAUUUUGGAUAAUUAGAGCCAAAAGCUUAGUUAAGCAGGUUCUUUCUGAGUGUGUGAUUUGCAAGCGUUAUAAAGCUAAACAUCUUGAAGUGCCCUUCGCUCCACUGCCUAAAGAUAGAGUUACUCAGACAAAGGUAUUUGAAGUAACAGGUGUAGAAGCAGUGCAUUUUGAAUUAGUCCGAUCACUCACUACUGAUACUUUUAUUCAAGCCUUAAGACGGUUCAUUGCAAGAAGAGGCAGGAUUUCAGUACUUUACAGUGACAACGGUACUAAUUUCGUAGGGACAAAUAAUGCGUUGCGAGCAUUAGAUUGGGAUAAAAUUUCUGUGUACUCAACUGCUCAGAAAAUCACUUGGAAAUUUAUCCCACCCACAGCAGCCUGGUGGGGUGGAUGGUGGGAGCGUAUUGUGAGAAUGCUCAAAGAGCUUUUACGUCGAGUGUUAGGAAAAUCUAUUAUAAAUUAUGAAGAACUCCUAACCAUCUUAUGUGACUGUGAGUCCAUAAUCAAUGCUAGACAGUUGACAUACAUACAAGAUGAUCCAAAUGAAUUGCUACCUUUGACCCCAUCAAUGUUUAUUCACGGAAACAGCAACUAUGAAACGCCAGAUUUAGAUAAAGUAGAUCGAUCUUCGUUGGUAAAGCGCACCAAAUAUUUGCAGAAGUUGCGUGAAGAUCUUAGACAAAGAUUUAGAAAUGAAUAUUUUGCUCUUCUGGUCCACAGAGGGACAAGGAAAAGUGACGUUUUAGAAGUGGGCGAUGUUGUACUGAUUGGUCAUGACAAUAUUCGACGCAUUGACUGGCCUCUUGGUGUUAUCUUGGAGGUUUAUCCUGGCAAAGAUGGUGUCCCUAGAGUAGCGAGAAUUAGAACCUCCCAUGGUGAGAGGAUCCGUCCCUUUCAAAGGCUUUAUCCAUUGGAAGUGUCAGCAAAAACUGAAAUUGAUGUUUUGAAGGCCUCAGGGAAAAGUGGCUUAUCUGUUGAGAAAACUCCUGAUUUACCUACUGACCAUGUUCCUGAUUCACCUACUGAUCAUGUUCCUGAUUCACCUGUUGAAAGGACUGAUAUUUCUGAGGAGAUACACCAUACCAAAACCAGAUUAGGAAGGACCAUAAAAGUUCCUUGUAAAUUGGACUUGUGA